Maniola jurtina (meadow brown) is the source of this 1534-nucleotide messenger RNA. RefSeq names its product serine-enriched protein (gene gprs). Lineage: Eukaryota; Metazoa; Arthropoda; Insecta; Lepidoptera; Nymphalidae. The coding region runs from base 281 to 1399 and encodes 372 amino acids. The transcript has 9 exons. Gene Ontology annotation, molecular function: protein binding. The record is from RefSeq and is a predicted model, not a curated record.
AGUAGGACUAUGUUAUAGAAUAUGUCCAACUUAAAUAAUAAGGGUUUGUUUUAGUUUAUUUAAAAGAAACAUUUAAUGUCUGUAGUCAUAAAGUGUAACUUAAGUUGCAAGUGAAUUUGGCACUUACUAAAUAAGACGGUAGUUUAUUUGCGUAGAUGACAUUUUGUAGUUUUUUGUGAAAGUUUUUCGGGUAGUGUUUUCUCAAUGAAUCCUUUGAUUAGGGUGUGAUACUUCAAAGUGUGGAUACGAAGUUUUAAGUGUUUAAUAUCAACAGUCGUCAAUGCGAAGCGGAGCGCUCGUGGCAAUGGAGGCGGAGCCCGACCUCAGCACAUUCGAGAACAAGUCAGGACUUGCUGAAGAUAUGAAGUUCCUCGCCUCUAUGCCGGAGCUUUGUGACGUCACGUUCCUUGUCGGUGACACGAGGGAGCCAGUAUGUGCUGUCAAAGCUGUAUUGGCGGCUCGGAGCAGGGUGUUCCAAAAGAUGCUAUAUCAGGCGCCAAGCCCUCAAAGAAAAAAGGAGCCAGCACCAAGAGAGAACAAGCUACGCUUAUUUUUGAAACGAUCAUCAGAACCCCUGCUGAAUCUGCAGAAUGCUGCACAGCAGAGAUCAACUUUCGCGCAACAAUUGGCUCCAAUACAAGAGCCUUCUUCGCAACAGCACCAGACUCUCAUCAUUGAGGAGUUUGAGCCUGAUGUGUUUCGUCAACUGAUUGAGUACAUUCAUACUGGAUGCGUGACUCUACAGCCUCGAACACUUCUAGGUGUAAUGAACGCCGCAGACUACUACGGACUGGAUGAGCUUCGUCGCGCCUGCGCAGGUUUUGUGCAGUGCUGCAUCACGGUUGACACUGUCUGUGCUCUACUCGCCUCUGCUGAGAGAUACAUCCAGUACAAGUGCACCAAGUCAUUGGUGCAGAAGGUACUUGAAUUUGUGGACGAACACGGCAAUGAUGUGCUGAAUCUGGGCUCGUUUACUCUACUGCCGCAGCACGUUGUUCGGCUAAUACUGGCGAGAGAUGAACUUCGAGCUGAUGAGUUCACUAAGUUUCAGGCUGCCUUGAUGUGGAGCAAGAAAUAUUGCGACACCAAUCCUAACAUGAUCCUCAAGGAUGUCAUUGGAAAUUUCCUGGAAUACAUACAAUUCCAUAAGAUUCCCGCAAAUGUUCUGAUGAGGGAAGUGCAUCCGCUUGGAUUGGUGCCAUAUUCCAUCAUCAUGAAUGCUCUGGCGUAUCAGGCAGACCCGGCCAGCGUAGACCCAGGCAAACUCUCCCCGGCGCGAAUCCGGCGCGCUGGCCGCUCCAUGUCCGUUCAGUCCUCGCUCGACCCCUACGGCUCCAACACCACUCUCUCCUCCACCGGCUCGAGCGACGGCCCGUCGUCCGACUCGCGGCACAACUAACGCGAGGGGAACGUCCCCCGUCCCGAUCCCAUCCCCGGACCCUCCACUGCACCUACGCCUGCACCUGCACCUGCACCUGUAGACAAGCCUCCCGAAAAACUCGGUCUCUUCUCUUCCAUCAAGCGCGCUGCGAGC